Messenger RNA from Selaginella moellendorffii, 3152 nucleotides. RefSeq names its product villin-3. Lineage: Eukaryota; Viridiplantae; Streptophyta; Lycopodiopsida; Selaginellales; Selaginellaceae. The coding region runs from base 286 to 2949 and encodes 887 amino acids. The transcript is spliced from 21 exons. The record is from RefSeq and is a predicted model, not a curated record. Gene Ontology annotation, biological process: cytoskeleton organization. Gene Ontology annotation, molecular function: actin filament binding.
GCACUGUUGCGAGUGAUAGAUUAGGCAUACAUUGUUGGUUUUCUUGCGCAAUCCCAGGGAUCGGCGUGGAGGAAUCGAUCGGGCAUUUGAGCGCCACUGCAAAUCGAGGCGCUGCUGCGAGCGCGCACGAAUCCGGUGAAGAGGUACGAGAAAUCUCCAGAUUUAACCUCGGGGCAGCAGGAUUGGGAUAUUUGGAACGAGCUAGAUCUCUGUGAGCUCGAUCUGCGAUAUUUCGAUCAUUCCUGGCGCUAGAUGCUGCUGUGAGGAUCCAGCAUCGAUAUUGCGAUGGCUGUUUCCAUGAAGAACGUUGAUCCGGCCUUCCAGGGCAUUGGACAGAAAGCCGGGCUGGAGAUUUGGAGAAUCGAAAAUUUUGUUCCUGUCCCUCUGCCAAAGUCUGAUCAUGGAAAGUUUUACACUGGUGAUUCAUAUAUCAUCUUAAAAACUACCGCAUUGAAGAGUGGAGCUCUCCGGUAUGAUAUACAUUUCUGGCUUGGCAAAGCAACAAGUCAGGAUGAAGCUGGCACUGCUGCCAUAAAAUCUGUAGAGCUUGAUGCAGCCUUGGGAGGACGAGCUGUUCAAUACAGGGAAGUCCAAGGAUCCGAAAGCGAUAAGUUUUUAACUUAUUUCAAGCCGUGUAUUAUUCCACUCGAAGGUGGCUGCGCUUCCGGCUUUAAAAAGCCGGAAGUCGAAAAGAUCGAGCCGCGGUUGUUUUGUUGCAAAGGGAGGCGAGUCGUUCGAGUAAAAGAGGUGCCAUUUUCGAGAUCGUCGCUCAAUCACGACGAUGUGUUCAUCCUGGAUACAGACGUGAAGAUUUAUCAGUUCAAUGGCGUCAACUCAAGCAUUCAAGAGCGAGCAAAGGCCCUGGAAGUUGUGCAGUUUAUCAAGGACAAUGAUCACGAUGGCAAAUGCGCAGUUGCUAUUGUUGAGGAUGGAAAAAUGGCUGCUGAAGCGGAUGCUGGCGAAUUUUGGGGAUUGUUUGGAGGUUUUGCACCCAUUGGCAAGAAAGCUUCGAUCAAGGAGAACGAAGACGAAGAUCCUGGCAGUGGAAAGCUGUUUAUAUGUCUCGUGGAUGGAAACGUGCAAGAAGUCAGCGCUAGUCCCCUGCCGAGAGAGCUUUUGGAAACAGACAAGUGCUACUUGUUAGAUGGUGGACCUACAGUAUAUGUUUGGACGGGUCGUGCCACCUCUUUAGACGAAAGAAAGUCUGCGUCCAAGGCAGCGGAGGAAUAUAUUGCUAAGAAGCCAGAAACAACACGAAUUACACGAGUAAUCGAAGGCUUUGAAACUCUGCCGUUUAAAUCUUAUUUUGGCGAAUGGACAACGGCUGGAGGUGCUCCUGUGGUUUCAGAAGAAGGCAGAGGAAAAGUUGCGGCUUUACUCAAGCAGCAAGGCGUGGAUGUCAAGGGACUUCUGAAAGGUGCUUCUGUCAAGGAAGAUGAACCAUCCCUUUUUAACUCCUCAGGAAAAUUAGAGGUGUGGCGGGUUGAUGGAAAGACAAAGACUCCCGUCCCUUCGGAAGCCCAUGGGCAUUUUUAUUCUGGUGACUGUUUUGUUGUGCGUUACACUUACCAAGGAGAUCAAAAGGAAACAGAGUGUUUUGUUUGCUGCUGGCUUGGAAAUCAAAGUACAGAGGAAGAUCAAAGCUCAGCAUUUUCUCACGUUGAAGAGAUCUCCUCUUCUUUUAAAGGACGUCUAGUACAAGCCCGUGUUUUUGAAGGCAAGGAGCCUUCACAGUUUUUUGCGUUAUUUUCAAGCCUGGUCAUUUUCAAGGGUGGUCAGAGCUCGGGAUACAAGACACUUGUAUCAGAGAGUGCGUCGGAAGACGAAACAUACACAGAGGAAGGUCUUGCUUUAUUUCGAGUACGUGGAACAAAGCCUUACAACAGUCUGGCCGUCCAAGUUGAGCCCGUUUCUGCCUCGUUAAACUCCUCGGACUGCUUCAUUUUUCAGUCUGCUAAGACUUAUUUGCUAUGGUUUGGAAGUUUCAGUACCCUUGAGGAACAACAAGUUGCCGCACGAAUUGCUACGUCAUUGAAGAGUGAAUCAUCUCCCAAGUCAUUGAAAGAAGGUUCUGAGCCUCCUACAUUUUGGAAUGCUCUUGGAGGAAAGAAGGUAUAUCCCAGCCAGAGAGAACUUGUUGACUCCGAUAAGGAUCCACGCUUGUUUGAGUACACAAGAAAGCCAGGCAAUCUAUUGUUUGAAGAAACUUUUAAUUUCACUCAAGACGAUCUCCUGAGUGACGACAUCAUGAUCCUUGAUACCCGGUGUGAACUGAGUGUUUGGAUUGGUCAAAACGUUAGUCCCAAGGACAAGAAACAGGGAUUGGCAAUUGCCGAGAAAUACGUUGAGCGGGCCAAUAGACUUGAUGGUCUUUCCAAAGACAUCCCAAUAUUCAAAAUUCUAGAGGGCAGCGAGCCAGCAUUUUUUACAAGACACUUCGCCUGGGAUCCAUCAAAAUCAGCUGCCUAUGUUGAUCCCUUUGAGAGACGACUCGCGGCGCUACAGGGCAGACCAGCGCAAGGGCACGAUACGCCUCCAAAGAAACGAACAGCUACCAAUGGUGCCAACGAACCAAAACUCGACGCGGAUUCGUCAUCUCCCAUGGCGUCCUCUCAAAGACAAUCGCCCCUCACACCCAGGCCAUCUUUCACGCCGAGAAAGUCACCGGUCGAGAGCAAGGAGCCAUCUCCAGAACCUGUGGUGGAUCCAACUCCUACAACUUCCGAGAGCUCAGACGCUCCACCACCUCCUGCGGCGACUGGGCCUUUCAGCUAUGAGAUCCUCAAGGUAAAAUCCUCGAGCAAUCCUCCUGGAAUCGACGUGACAAAACGAGAGAGCUACUUAUCGCCCGAGGAAUUCAAGAGCGUUUUCGGCAUGGAAGUGGAUCAGUUCCGAGCACUGCCAAAGUGGAAGCAAGAUCAAUACAAGAAAGCAGCGGAUCUCUUCUGACUUUUUGUCCUCUCUUCUUUUUUUUUCCAUCCCAUCUUCUCAUCUUCUCGAGGUUGGCAUUGUCUUCGUGGAUUAUUUUUUUCUUCCUCUCUUCUCUUUCCCAAGGUGAGGUUUUGACAAAGUUUUUGGCGUUGCGAGUUGCGAGACGAGAUGUAAAGUAAAAUAAAUACAUAAAAAAAAAGCGUCCUAGUUUUAUGUAGUAG